Messenger RNA from Daucus carota subsp. sativus, 1693 nucleotides. RefSeq names its product soluble starch synthase 3, chloroplastic/amyloplastic. NCBI's taxonomy places the organism in Eukaryota, Viridiplantae, Streptophyta, Magnoliopsida, Apiales, Apiaceae. The record is from RefSeq and is a predicted model, not a curated record.
AAGGUUCCACUGGAUGCAUAUAUGAUGGACUUUGUAUUUAGCGAGAGGGAAGAUGGAGGGGUUUUUGACAAUAAAUUGGGUAUGGAUUACCACAUCCCUGUCUUUGGAGGGAUAGCAAAGGAACCACCUAUGCAUAUUGUACAUAUUGCUGUUGAAAUGGCUCCCAUUGCUAAGGUGGGAGGUCGGACUUUCGGUGAUGUAGCUACCAGUCUUUCCAGAGCUGUUCAGAAUCUGAACCACACUGUUGACAUAAUUUUUCCCAAGUAUGACUGCUUGAACCUUAAAUAGGUGGAGGAAUUUCAUUUUCACAAAAGCUACUUUUGGGGUGGGACGGAAAUAAAAGUUUGGUUUGGCAAGGUAGAAGGCUUAUCUGUCUACUUCUUGGAGCCUCAAAACGGUCUCUUUUGGACAGGGUGCAUUUAUGGCUGUAAGAAUGAUGGGGAUAGAUUUGGUUUUUUCUGCCAUGCUGCUCUUGAGUAUCUUCUUCAGAGCGGGUCUAAUCCUGAUAUUAUUCACUGCCAUGAUUGGUCUAGUGCUCCAGUUGCAUGGUUGUUUAAGGAUCAUUACAUGCACUAUGGUGUUAGUAAAGCUCGUGUCGUCUUCACAAUUCAUAACCUUGAAUUUGGUGCACAUUUAAUUGGCAAAGCGAUGGCAUAUGUAGACAAGGCAACAACGGUAUCUCCCACUUACUCACAAGAGGUUUCGGGAAAUCCUGCAAUUUCUCCACAUCUUAACAAAUUCCACGACAUAUUAAAUGGAAUAGACCCAGAUAUAUGGGACCCUUAUAAUGACAAAGUCCUUCCUGUAUGUCACACUUCAGAAAAUGUAUUUGAAGGUAAAAGGGCAGCCAAGGAAGCCUUGCAACAAAAACUUGGUCUCAAAAGAGUCGAUCUUCCUCUGGUAGGAAUUAUAACUCGUUUAACUCAUCAGAAAGGAAUCCACCUUAUUAAACAUGCCAUCUGCCGCACACUGGAUCGUGGCAGACAGGUUGUGUUAUUACUAGGUUCAGCUCCAGAUCCUCGCAUUCAAAAUGAUUUUGUUAAUAUGGCAAGUCAUUUGCACUCUUCCCAUAAUGACCGUGCACGACUCUGUCUGACAUAUGAUGAGCCUCUUUCUCACUUGAUUAUUUGUGGAACUUAUAGUAGCGUCCUGGGUGGUGCAGACUUUAUUCUGGUCCCUUCAAUAUUUGAACCGUGUGGACUAACUCAACUUACUGCCAUGAGAUAUGGGUCAAUACCUAUUGUUCAUAAAACUGGAGGGCUCUAUGAUACUGUAUUUGAUGUUGACCAUGAUAAAGAGAGAGCACAAGCACGAGGUCUUGAACCUAAUGGAUUCAAUUUUGAGGGAGCUGACGCUGCUGGUGUUGACUAUGCUGUCAAUAGAGCAAUUUCUGCUUGGUAUGAUGGUCGGGAUUGGUUCAACUCAUUAUGCAAGCUUGUGAUGGAGCAAGACUGGUCUUGGAACAGACCAGGUCUUGACUACCUGGAGCUUUACAAUGCAGCUCGAAAGUUGUAGGAACCAGUCAGGAACAGCUGGGUCACUGAGGCGCAAAACCACUAUCUGCAACAGAUUUUUUCAUCUUCUCCUAACGACGGUUCUAAAGUGCGAGUUGCAUAUCAAGGGGUGCCAGGUGCAUAUAGUGAGGCUGCUGCACUUAAAGCAUAUCCGAAGUGCGAGACUGUCCCAUGUGACC